AUGCAUCUGCUAGUUAACGAGCUCGGUAUUCACAGUCGUCCUUCACGUCUUACUAAUUCAGCCAAAAUCUCAGCAUUUUUGCAGCGUUUCGAAAACUUCAAGACUCCGUCACUUGUAAUUGUAAUUUCUCUGGUAACUUUUGAUGUCACCUAUGUGUCAGAGCCGGAAGCACUGGGAAAUGAUCCGGAGUUUCGCUCAUUAAGCGCCGAACAUAACUCAUCGCAUGUUGCCGUAACAACAUAUCCAGAAAACGGUGAUGAUGGAAUUCAACUGAGUGGUUUGGAUACUCAACAUGUGAUACUGUUGUAUCUAGUGCAUGCAUUGCCGUAUGCGCAGAGUGCAUUUAACUGGCUUUUCUACGCAUUUCUCAAUCGUAACCUGCGCCACUCAUCCACAUACGCAUCUGCGUUACGCUCAUCAAUGUUCUGCUAUGCCUUUCGAUCAGCUACGCCUUCCACAACAGUACCCUGUACGCAGAAUGUCUCCGUAUGGCGAGUUACUAAUAAUCGGCCAGUACCGUUUCAUCACCACGUUAGUGAUCACGGAUUUGUUCAGACAUCGACUGAUUCACGUUGUAAAGAUACCACCGUGGUUGCAUUUAUUAUCUAUCCGGCUGCAUCCAAUUCGUUCAAUGUUGAGUCACUGAAAGGACAAGCGGUGUGCAAGCAAUUGCACAGUACUAUAUCACGAAUAAAGGAUAAUUUGGCGUCCAGAAUGUUUGAGGGCUGCUUAAAAGGCCAUAUACCGAAUAUGGAGGAGCUUCUGCUUCCGGAUGAACGCAUUCAGCUGAAACGUUGCAUAUUAAGCGCAAAACGCGAUGUUUUACCGCCAAUCUGUACACAUAAUAUGCUCGAUGAUGCUGGCGAUCCCGUACUUAAUGCAUUUCGGCGUUGUCAGCUUAUCAACCAGUCUUCAGAUCGCGUCAAA
Gongylonema pulchrum is the source of this 927-nucleotide messenger RNA. Lineage: Eukaryota; Metazoa; Nematoda; Chromadorea; Rhabditida; Gongylonematidae. The record is from the annotation of a GenBank genome assembly.